This is a messenger RNA of Pieris rapae (cabbage white), 2337 nucleotides long. RefSeq names its product actin-histidine N-methyltransferase (gene Setd3). Lineage: Eukaryota; Metazoa; Arthropoda; Insecta; Lepidoptera; Pieridae. Gene Ontology annotation, biological process: peptidyl-lysine trimethylation; actin modification; peptidyl-lysine monomethylation. The record is from RefSeq and is a predicted model, not a curated record. The coding region runs from base 166 to 1623 and encodes 485 amino acids. The transcript is spliced from 9 exons. Gene Ontology annotation, molecular function: histone H3K36 methyltransferase activity; transcription coactivator activity; histone H3K4 methyltransferase activity.
CUUUGUUAUUUUUUACUUUUAAUUUGUACGGUAUUCGAAUGGCUCUCUAUUUUUAGAUUUUCAAUAGUUUUCCCACGUUUUGUAAAUUACUGAGUAUAAUUAAACUAAUAAAUUCAAUACCUAUUGUUGGGUGCCACAUCAGAAAGUUGGAAUUAUACUGGAAUUAUGGGCAGAAAGCAUCAAAGUAAGCAUAAUGAAAAAGAAAAUAAAAUACAUCAACAAAAACGUAAAGAACUGAGCAAUUUAGUUCAAAAGUUAUUAAAUUUAACUACCGUUUUCUUCGGCGCGACUAAUCAGAACAAAUUAUGGGAUCAUCAUAAGGAAGUUAUUCCUCUUACCAAAGAAAUAAUGGGCUAUGAGCAUAGCCCAUCUAAAGAGCAAAAAAAAUCAAGAGAAGAGAACAUAGAAAAGUAUGUCAUGUGGUUAAAGGAGCAUGAAGUAGAAUUUGAAGGAUUGGAAAUUGCUGAAUUUGAAGGCUAUGAAUAUGGACUAAAAGCUUUAAAGUCAUUUCCAGAGGAUUCUCUGCUUUUAACUAUUCCCAAACAAGUUAUGAUGACUGAAAUUGAUGCCCAAAAGUCUGAUUUAUCAGAAUUUAUAAAAGAUGAUGUACUGAUGCAAAACAUGCCCAAUGUUACAUUAGCACUUUUUUUGUUGUUUGAAAAAAGUAAAUCAGAUUCAUUUUGGAAACCCUACAUUGACACUUUGCCUGAAAAAUACUCUACAGUAUUAUAUUUUGAUUUAGAAGAAUUGGCGGAACUGAAGCCAUCACCAACUUUUGAGUCAUCACUGAAGCUAUAUACAAACAUUGCUCGACAGUAUUCCUAUCUCUGGCUCAGGAUAAAUAAAGAAAACCAACCUGGUUUAAAGAAUUUAAAGGAAAUAUUCACUUUUGAAAAUUAUAGAUGGGCAGUAUCAACGGUGAUGACUCGGCAGAACCAUAUUCAGCUGACGGACUUUACCACAACAGCCUUCAUACCAUUGUGGGACAUGUGCAAUCACGAGCAAGGAAAGAUCAGUACGGAUUUCAACAAAGACGGGAAUAGAGGUGAAUGUUAUGCAAAACGCGACUUUAAGCCUGGUGAACAAGUGUUUAUUUUCUAUGGCGCACGACCCAACGCAGACCUCUUCGUUCAUAAUGGUUUCGUCUACACAAACAACGAUUAUGAUUAUUUAACUCUAACGAUGGGAGUGAGUUUAAGUGAUCCGUUGCGAGAGUUGAAAAUGACGCUGUUAACAAAAUUGGGGUUAAAUAAUGUCACCCAAUACCGACUUUACAAAAAGGGGACGAUUAUUAUGCCCGAAUUACUAGCAUUUAUACGGAUAUUCAAUAUGAAUAAAGAUGAAUUAGAAAAAUGGAGCAAAUCCGGUCUCCCUAGUGACUUGGUGUCGUCAGAAGAAUCCAGCGCGAAGGAAGUGGGUUGUGAUAUCGACGCGCGCGCAUACAAGUAUUUAUUAACGCGAUGUAAUAUUUUGGUGUCAGCAUACAAAAAGUUGGAGGUAAAGGAUGCGAAUAGUCAAAAUAGAAAAAAUAUCCAACUCCUAAAAGAAUGUGAAGUACAAAUACUAGAAAAUGCCAUGAAAUAUAUAAAUACGACAUUAGAACAAUUAAAAGCUAUCGCAUAAUACCAAAGCUAUUUGUAUUUGUGUGUCAGGCGGUUAGUGCAUUUUUGUGUAUUUAUAAAUCAAUUUUUAUUUAAAUAUAUUGUAUAUAUAUAGUAAAUAAAUUAUUUUGUCCUUCAAUUUCUCAGUUUGACAGUUUACUUUUAAGUUUUUGAAACAUUAGAUGGAAUCUAUCGUAGUAGGCUUAGAAGGCUGAUUAAGAAAUAAUCAACUAUCUUAUAACGUCAUUUGUCAUUUUGACAAUUUACUUUCGUAAUUAUAUGUUCAACAUUGAAGUGCAUUCUAAUGGAAUGAUUUGUCAAUUGUCAAAUCAGAUCUGUCAGAAGUUCGCAGGACUUUUCAUUAUAAAACAACUUGACGGAAAGAGAGGAAUGGUUACUUUUUAGUUAAUGUGUGAUUAUUUUUUUAUGUUAUAAGUAUACAACGCUACCAACCUUAUGUAUUUUCUAUUUAUAUAAUUGCGAUCAUCGAAUUUAUUUUUUAAAUACAUGCGCAGAAUAUGUGUUUUUAUUCAAAAAAUCUAAUUAAAAUUGACGCCCAAAUUCUUAACGGAUCGUAAUUGCUACUAUACGUUUCAACAAGCUGAUAUUGAAUGGCGUAAAUCGUGAUUUAUUUGUGUAUGUAAAGUGCAAUAUUAUAACGAAUUAUAAAAUAAAACAGUAUUUUUACGUUAGCUUUUACUAAAAAUUAUGUUUUAAUAUACGUGUUUUUUUAUUA